Messenger RNA from Triticum dicoccoides, 2557 nucleotides. Its product is annotated as 9-beta-pimara-7,15-diene synthase, chloroplastic-like. The record is from RefSeq and is a predicted model, not a curated record. Gene Ontology annotation, biological process: diterpenoid biosynthetic process. Gene Ontology annotation, molecular function: magnesium ion binding; terpene synthase activity. The transcript has 14 exons. Lineage: Eukaryota; Viridiplantae; Streptophyta; Magnoliopsida; Poales; Poaceae. The coding region runs from base 13 to 2520 and encodes 835 amino acids.
GCCCCAUUUCCCAUGGCAAAUCCUACACAAGGUCGUUCCUCUUCCAUCCUGCUAGCAUCUGGACGCCAGGCACCUCAACAGGCCGUCCUCCUCUGGGCUGCUCCACAGUUCGUGUCAAAGUGUGGGCUACAUCAUGGAAAAAGAAAGCCUCCUCGCUGCAGCUUCGCCUGCUCGGCCUCCGGGAUUCCUUCCACCGAACCACCCUAUGUUGAGGAGAUGUUGGCACGAGAAAAUGCAAGGACGCGCAACACGGAACGGAAGGCUAGAAUACGGAAACAUCUGGAGAAACCUGAAUUCUCGCCAUCUGCCUAUGACACAGCAUGGGUGGCUAUGGUGCCAUUGCCCGACACCAAUCGGCAGGCUCCAUGCUUCCCUCAGUGUGUUGAAUGGAUAUUGCAAAAUCAACACUGUAGUGGUUCAUGGGGUAUCAACCAAUUCGGCUUAUUAGCAAACAAGGAUAUUCUGUUAUCAACACUGGCUUGUAUCAUUGCACUUAAGAAAUGGAACGUUGGCUCCGACCACAUAAGUAGAGGACUAGAAUUUAUUGGAAGGAAUAUCUCCACUGUAAUGGAUAAGCAGAUUGUUUCUCCUAUAGGCUUCAAUCUCAUUUUCCCUGGUAUGUUUAACCAUGCUAUCAGGAUGGGUUUGGAAUUUCCAGUCAGAGAAACUGAUAUCAGUGGGAUACUUCACCUUCGUGAGAUGGAGCUGAGAAGAUUGGCUGGUGAGGAAUCUAACGGGAAAGAAACAUAUCUGGCCUUUGUUGCUGAAGAAGGGUUGGUAAGCCUGCUGGACCGCAAUGAAGUUAUGAACUUCCAGAGAAAGAAUGGGUCGUUGUUCAACUAUCCUGCCGCAACGGCCGCUGUAUUAGUCCACCGCUACGAUGAUAAAGCUCUCCAAUACCUCAAUUCCAUUGUCAGUAUAUUUGGCAGUGCAGUACCAACAGUGUACCCACAGAAUAUAUAUUAUCAGCUCUCAAUGGUGGAUAUGCUCAAAAAGAUCGGAAUAUCUCGGCACUUUUCCAGUGAGAUAAACAGUAUCCUGGACAAGGCAUACAUUUCCUGGUUACAGAGAGAUGAGGAAAUAAUCCAAGAUGUAGAAACAUGUGCAAUGGCAUUUCGCCUUUUACGGAUGAAUGGAUAUGAUGUUUCAUCAGAUGAGUUGUCCCAUGUUUCUCAAGCCUUCACUUUCCAUAACUCACUGGAAGGUUAUUUAAAUCAAACAAAAUCUUUAUUAGAGUUAUACAAGGCUUCAGAACUAUGUUUGUCAGAAAAUGAAUUGGUCCUGGAGAACAUAAGUAACUGGUCAGGGCGCUUAUUGACAGAAAAGUUGUGCUGUAAUGGGUCAGAAAGAAUGCCAAUUCUUGGAGAGGUAGAAUAUACUCUUAAAUUUCCAUUUUAUGCAACAGUGGAAGCUCUAGAUCAUAAGAGGAACAUUGAACAUUUUGACUCUAGGGUUCCUCAGCAGCUAAAGACAAAAAACUUGCUGUGUCAUGUUAAUCAAGAUCUUCUAGAUUUUGCCAUUGAAGAUUUCAGUAUUUCUCAAUCUAUAUACCAGGAUGAACUUAGCCACAUCGAGAGGUGGGAGAAAGAAAACAGGCUGCACCAGCUAAGAUUUCUACGCAAGGGGAGUCUAAUAAAUUGUUACCUCUCUGCUGCUGCAACCAUAUCCGCUCAUGAAUUCUCUGAUGCUCGCAUUGCAUGUGCGAAAAGUAUUGCGCUCGUACUUGUUAUUGAUGACUUCUUUGAUGUUGGAGCAUCCAAAGAAGAACAAGAAAACCUCAUCGCAUUAGUAGAGAAGUGGGAUGACCAUCACAAAGUUGAGUUCUACUCUGAGCAAGUAGAAGUAGUAUUUUCUGCUUUUUAUACCACAGUUAAUCAGAUUGGAGAAAUGGCUUCUGCAAUACAAAACUGCGAUGUUACAAAGCACUUGGAUGAAACAUGGCUACAUUACAUGAGGUCUGUGGCAACCGAGGCAAAAUGGCAACGGAAUCAAUAUGUGCCAACAGUUGAGGAAUACAUGACAGAACCGCUUACCUCAUACGGGAUGGGCCCGAUUAUGCUCACAUCACUGUAUUUUGUCCAAAAAAAUCUCCUGAAGCACAUUAUCAAAGACCCGGAGUACAGUGAGUUGCUUAGACUAAUGGGUACAUGUGGCCGUCUCUUGAAUGAUACUCAAGGCUUUGAGAGGGAAUCCAGAGAUGGAAAACUGAACAUCAUCUCACUGCUUGUUCUUCAGAGUGGAGGUUCCAUGUCCAUAGAAGCUGCUCAAGAGGCCACACAGGAGUCAAUAGCCUCAUGUCGGAGAGACCUGCUAAGGAUGGUUGUUAGAGAAGACCGUGUUGUUCCUAGGCCAUGCAAGGAGCUGUUCUGGAGGUUUUGUAGGACAGCUCACUUGUUCUACUGUCACACCGACGGAUUUACGUCGCCCAAGGAAAUGCUCUGCACAAUGAAUGCAAUAUUCACAGAGCCACUCAAACUUCAAACUACCAGUCCUUCUUUUGAUGUUCAAUCAGAACAAUAAUCAAGGAUUCCUUAAUUAUGCCAUUAUCCUGAUUAUA